AUGGAGACUUCUUUAGAUGUCAGCGAAAGAAUACAGACUACUUUAGAUAACAGCAAAAAAAUUAAAACUACUUUAAAUGUCAGUGAUAGAAUGAAAACUACUUUAGAUGUCAGCAAAGAAACAGAAACUACUUUAGAGGUUAAUGAAAGAAUGAAAACUACUUUAGAUGUCAGCGAAAGAACAGAAACUGCUUUAGAUGUCAGCGAACAAAUAAAAGCUACUUUAGAUAUCAGCAAAGGAAUAAAAACUACUUUAGAGGUCAAUAAAAAAAUAAAAGCUACUUUAGAUGUUAACGAAGGAACAGAAACUACUUUAGAGGUCAAUGAAAGUGUGAAAACUACUUCAGAUGUCAGUGAAAGAAUAAAAGCUACUUUAGAUAUUAGCGAAGAAACAGAAACUACUUUAGAGGUUAAUGAAAGAGUGAAAACUACUUUAGAUGUCAGCGAAAGAAUAGAAACUGCUUUAGAUAUCAGCGAACAAAUAAAAGCUACUUUAGAUAUCAGCAAAGGAAUAAAAACUACUUUAGAGGUCAAUGAAGAAAUAAAAGCUAUUUUAGAUGUUAGCGAAGGAACAGAAACUACUUUAGAGGUCAAUGAAAGUGUGAAAACUACUACAGAUGUCAGCGAAAGAAUAGAAACUGCUUUAGAUGUCAGCAAAAGAAUAAAAGCUACUUUAGAUGUUAGUGAAGAAACAGAAACUACUUUAGAGGUCAAUGAAAAAGUGAAAACUGAUUUAGAUGUCAGCGAAAGAAUAGAAACUGCUUUAGAUGUCAGCGAAAGAAUAAAAGCUGCUUUAGAUGUCAGUGAAGGAACAGAAACUACUUUAGAGAUCAAUGAAAGAGUGAAAACUACUUUAGAUGUCAGUGAAAUAAUAGAAACUGCUUUAGAUGUCAGCGAAAAAGUAAAUUUAGAUGUCACUGAAAGCACAGUGAAUGAGUGCAAUGAUAAAGCUAAUACAUCUAGCAAUAUAAAUGAUAGCAAUAAGAGUUUAAAAAUGAGUGAAACUCAAAAUACCAGUGAAUACAACCCAACUGAUGAAACUCAAUGUUCAUCAGAAAUUAAUAAUACAGAAGUAACGGCAAAUGAUUCUGAUAUUAAUAAUAAUAGUAUUAAUGAAACAAACAGUGCAUCCGAAAGCGAUGAAUAUAGUCAAUUAAAAUUUAAUGUUCCUGGAAAUAGUGCAUGUAAUGAUUUGGAAUUAACUGCUGAAAUGUCAAAUGGUCCUAAAGAUAAUCAAGUAACAAGGGUAGCAAACUUUAUGGGUCAUCAUGAACAUAUACACAAAGAAAUUUACAGACAACCUGUUGCUAAAGUUGAUAUACUAGAAAUGUCAAAAAUUUUAGAAAAAGCUCAAGGUGUGGAUACGACAACCUCUAACGAAACUGAUGUAACUAUGAACAAUGAAAAGGAUAAUCUUUCUUUCAAUAAUCAAGGUUAUAGCAACUAUACUUAA
This is a messenger RNA of Nylanderia fulva, 1452 nucleotides long. NCBI's taxonomy places the organism in Eukaryota, Metazoa, Arthropoda, Insecta, Hymenoptera, Formicidae. The record is from RefSeq and is a predicted model, not a curated record.